Zootermopsis nevadensis is the source of this 1747-nucleotide messenger RNA. Its product is annotated as platelet-activating factor acetylhydrolase. Gene Ontology annotation, molecular function: 1-alkyl-2-acetylglycerophosphocholine esterase activity. The record is from RefSeq and is a predicted model, not a curated record. Lineage: Eukaryota; Metazoa; Arthropoda; Insecta; Blattodea; Termopsidae.
AUACUACGUAUAUUAUAAUUUGUUUGAAACCUUCAGUGUGUUAUUAUCAGUAAUCUACAUAGUAACCAUGGUUCUGUGUUCUCUUAAACGUUUCCGAAUUGCCAUAUACCGAUUUUUGUAGCGACCAUAACAAGAUAACUUGCCGUAAUUGAACUUUGCGUUGUAGAUAUAAGAAAUGCAAAUCAGAUGAUAUCCUGCUUGCAUAAUCACGUGUAUGAUAAUGACAAUCGUAAACGGAAAAUCAUAGUUUGAACGUAUUCUGAAGUGAAAUGUGGUGGUGGAAGAGAGAAGUCCCUCAUCAUCUACCUUUGGCAGAAGGUUAUGAUUGAUUUUGAAAGCAGUGGUUGCUGUUAUUAGUUCGUUGUGCUAACGACCUAUUGUUCCAGGAUGUAGUGAUUUGAUGACAGAAUUUUCUCGUGAUGGCUGUUUUAUAAGACUCUUCUACCCAACUUCCUUGUCCCAUAUUAAGAAACAUUCAGCAAGAUGGAUUCCAUGGCUUGCAGAUGAUAUGUACUUUGAGGGAUUUGCUCGUGUACUGCAAAUAUGGAAGUUUUUGAUCAAGUUUGUUGUUUGGUUACUAGCAGGCAAUUGUCAUAUUCCGGCGGUGUGGAAUGCGGAUGUGAAACAAGAAGGUGGAAAACUACCAGUCGUUGUUUUCUCCCACGGCCUUGGUGCUACACGUUUCUUUUAUUCUUCUGUCUGUGUGGAAUUAGCAUCCCAUGGUUUUGUGGUAGCAGCAGUUGAACACAGGGAUAAAUCAGCUUCUGCGUCAUACUAUUACAAGUCAGAGGAUGGAUAUACUGAUGUGACACCUACGUGGAUGAAGUUUAAAGUGAUAGGUCUGGGACCUGGACACUAUGCAGCCAGGAAGAAGCAAGUAACAAAGAGGGUACAGGAAUGCAGGAAAGUGAUUGACAUAUUGGAAAAACUAAAUAGUGGAAUAUAUAUUGAGAAUGUUCUUGGCAGAGACUUCAAACUUGGACAGUUCAAGGACCGACUAAAUCUGACGAGCCUAACCAUGAUGGGACAUUCAUUUGGUGGAGCUACAGCCCUCCUAACUCUUGGCUGCGACUGUCGAUUGAAAUUUGGUGUAAUACUGGAUCCAUGGAUGUUCUCCCUGAAGGAAGAAUUAGAUCUACCAAACAUAAUUAAGCAGCCAUUACUGUUUGUCAAUACGGAGACAUUUCAUGUAGCAACAAAUUUCAAUGCUGUAAAGAGAUACACUGACAGUACACCAGAUGAGUGUGGAAAGCGGACUGUUUUCACGAUCAAAGGAACAACCCAUGAAAGUCAGGCUGAUACUCCACAUCUAGUGGGUUACUGGCUUAACUGGAAAAUGAAGAAACUUCCCCCAGUCAUAGCAUCUAGAAUAAACAACCAUCUUAUCUUGGAUUUCUUACAAAAAAAUAUAGGUUUAAACCAUGAACUGGACACCUCAUUCCUGACUGCACAUGCAGAGAGUGUGAUUGAAGGAAUAAUCGAAUGGAGACAAUGAACAUAAUGCAAAUGCACGUAUGCAGUUCGUAAGCUUCUUCUACUUGGACAUAAUUUUAAAUACCUCAUAGUUUUGUGCAGUGUUUAGGAAUAACUUUUUCAUCUAAGACUAUGUUGUAUUUAUGAUAAUCAUACAGAUGAACUACAGAAAGACAGAUUUUAUGAAGAAUGUAUAACAUAUCUGAUAAUACACAUGGGGAUCAGAGAAAAUGCUUUCUGUUGAAUUCUAAAAAUAAAGUAAACAUAGUUUGUA